GGACAAGACAGUUGGUGAAAACUGAUGACGAGAACUUGAUACUUCCACGUCGUGACAACAGUGUGAUAUAUAAGAUAUAUAAAUUUGUAGUCACUCAAAGUAACUCAGUGAUUGUACAGUUAAUUUUUUUUUCCAAGUUUCACUCGAGUAUUAAUUUAUAUUUCUGUUAUUAUUGUUAAUCAAGAUGAAAAACAUUUGUUUUCUUAUUCUAUUGAGCUUUCCAGCAUUUAUAUCAAUAUUUUGCGCCGGAACUCAAUGGGCAUAUGCUCAAGAAGACGAUAAUGCCGAUGAUACGAUGGUCGAUUCAGAAGAAACAAAUAUAUUAGUCGAAGAUGAGUUAGAAGAAGAAUUUUCAACCUCGUCUGUUGAUGCGGACACGACGAUAUUAUUUAUAAAACCAGUCGUCACCAACGCGCUGUCAAAUCUUGAACUGCCAGGUGGUCAUUUGGUGGAAUUCCUUGUAGGCUUCACAAACAAAGGAAAGACAGACUUUAUUCUCGACACCUUAGAAACUUCUCUUCGUUACCCAAUGGACUUCAAAUUUUACAUCCAAAACUUCACCACUCUAUCUGUCGAAAAAGUUGUCAAGCCAAACCACGAAGCAACUAUCGCUUACUCUUUCAUUCCUUCUGAAACUUUUGCUGGACGUCCGUUUGGUCUUAACGUCAAUCUCAAUUACAGAGACAUGAACGGUGCCUACUUCAACGAAGCCAUUUACAACGAAACCGUUCAAAUUGUGGAGUUAGAUGAAGGUCUUGAUGGAGAAACAGUCUUUUUAUACAUUUUCUUAGUUGCCUGUGUGAUAUUGACACUUGUUGGUGGUCAGCAACUUUUGUCGUCUUUUGGAAAAAGAUCCAGGUCACCGCGAAAACAAACCAUCGAAGUGGGAACCAGCAAUCCAAAUAAUGUUGAUUAUGAUUGGUUACCAAAAGAAACUCUCAACAGACUGAACAAGUCGCCAAGGACACCGAAACAAAGUCCAAAGCAACGAAAAGUGAGAAGAAUGGCAGGGUCAGAUGAUUAAAAUGUGUAUUUAUAUUAUAAAAAAAUAAAUAAAUAAUAUUUUCUAAAAUAGAUGAAACGAAA
Messenger RNA from Microplitis mediator, 1086 nucleotides. Its product is annotated as translocon-associated protein subunit alpha. Gene Ontology annotation, cellular component: endoplasmic reticulum membrane; endoplasmic reticulum. NCBI's taxonomy places the organism in Eukaryota, Metazoa, Arthropoda, Insecta, Hymenoptera, Braconidae. Bases 185 to 1024 code for a protein of 279 amino acids. The record is from RefSeq and is a predicted model, not a curated record. The transcript has 5 exons.